UUAAAGGUUGUGAACCGAGGGACGUUUGAAAUCAAACUAGUAGCGCUUGAGGGAAGUGUUUUCCAGCGGCCACAUUGUUAAUUAUAUUGGCAAGAUUUGGUUCCAGUUUGAUUCCUUUUUAUCUGUGUUUACCACCUCACAACAUCGAGCCGGCUUUUAACAGGAUUAGUAUACUGUCCAUCUCGUGGUAUAUUUAUGUAGACACAAACCUUGAGCUCUCGUCAACUGGCCGACGUAGCUGCUAGCUAGCGAGGUUGACGUUGAAACUACCUGCUUGAGAGCUAGCUUACUCUUAGUUUGGAUUCUGGAUAAGUUAUCGGGCAUUGUGCAAUAACAUAAUCGGAAUAUGGACUCUUCUGCCAGACUAAAGAUGACAACGGACAUGAAACUCCAAAGGCCAGAAGUGAAGACAAGCAUGGAUGGUCCAAAGCGGAUUCCCGUGUCACAGCCGUCUCAGGCGUCUGUAGUCGCACCACCUCCACAUCAGCGAGUUCUAGGCUUGUCAAAUGGACCUCAGCGCAUUCAGCGUCCUAUGAGCCACCAGAAAUCUGCAUCUCAUGUCUCGGUUGCUGUCAAAUCUACAAACCCCGCUGAUCAGAAUGUGACCCCUACUACUCAGAGUAGAAGUCGGGCAAUGCAGCCCAAACGUGUGUCUCAGCAAAUCCAACCAAAGGCAAUCGUGCCCAAGGUGAAUCCAGAGCCAGCCAAACCCCCAUCGGAACUGGCAAAGCUGGAGAAGCCACAGACCAAACCUCCCAAGAUUGUUUCUGCAAAAGCCUCUUCAACAGAUAGCCACCGAUGGAGCCUGGAGAACUUUGACAUUGGCCGUCCCUUAGGAAAGGGUAAAUUUGGCAAUGUCUACCUCGCCAGAGAGCAACAGAGUAAGUUCAUCUUGGCCCUGAAGGUGCUCUUCAAGAAGCAGCUUGAGAAGGCGGGGGUUGAGCACCAGCUGAGGAGGGAGGUGGAGAUCCAGUCUCACCUCAGGCACCCCAAUAUUCUGCGCCUCUACGGUUACUUCCAUGACUCGACUCGUGUAUAUCUCAUCCUGGAGUUUGCACCCAAGGGUGAAUUGUACAGUGAGCUGCAGCGCUGUGGAUGCUUUCCUGAGGACAAAAGUGCCACAUACAUCAUGGAGCUGGCUGAUGCCCUCAACUAUUGCCACUCCAAGAAGGUGAUCCACCGGGACAUCAAACCAGAGAACCUGUUGCUGGGGGCCAACGGGGAACUGAAGAUCGCAGAUUUUGGCUGGUCGGUUCACACACCCUCCUCCAGGAGAUCUACGCUGUGUGGAACACUGGACUACUUGCCUCCUGAGAUGAUUGAGGGGAAAACUCAUGACGAAAAGGUUGACCUGUGGAGUCUGGGCGUCCUUUGCUACGAGUUCCUGGUUGGAAAGCCCCCCUUCGAGACAAAAAGUCACGAAGAGACCUACCGCAAGAUUUCAAGGGUUGAGUACACUUACCCCGCACAGUCUGACAUCAGUACCGGAGCCAAAGACCUGAUGGCCCGGCUGCUGAAACACAACCCCAUGCACAGACUGCCCAUCCAGGGAGUCCUGUCCCACCCCUGGGUGGUGGAGACCGCCACCAAGAAACCCACAACCCUUAGCCACGAGGAGCCCGGCCUCUGAGUCUCAUUGUGUCCCUUCACCCAAAACCUGAGGUUUGUAUGUGGGGGCGCAGCAGAGCAGAACACAGGCUGAACAAAGGUGUGAAACAUGAACACCAGUGUGCAGCUGAUUUAUCAGAAUCUGCCCUAUUAACUUUAAUAUCACUUCAUUUUGAUGUUGUCUGCAGUCACUUCCUUGUCUCUUUUUUAUCUUCCUUUCCUUGUCUCGAAUGUAAUUCUAUGCCUGUAAAUAUUUCACUUUUAUUUGUGUAAUUAUGAAAAUGUUAAGCUUUUCUAAAAUGCCGUUACUUGAAAUAAAAAGAUAACUUAUCUUUAGUGGAAUAUGUCACUUUGGAAUUAAGCAUUUGUCUGUUAGUGAAAAGUAUUUUAGUUUUCUCUUAAAUGAAUUUCAAGCUCUGUUAAUUUUCUUUAUUACUGGGAAAACUAGACUUGCACUGAUAUCCAAUGAGCGACCAGCAGAGGGCGCCAGCAUACCACUAGAGUUCUCUUGGGAGCUCGUUACAGAUAACAGUCAGUAUUACAUCCAUAGUUAAAGGUAGGGUAGGUAAUUUCGGAGAAACCAGCUCGAGUGCUAGAAUUUGAAAAUACACAGCCGGAACAAAUCUGCCACUUCCUUACAGAGCCCCUCCAACACAGACGAACGUGCACAUGACCAAUGAGGGCACGAGAUAAGUUUGUGCACAGAUGGAAGGCUGACAGGCAGGUAGGCCAUCCAGUUAUUUUAGCCGGGCCGGCUAAAAUGAUUGGUCGUGAUUUUUACAGUACUACGGCUUCCACAGAUUACAUUUUUUUUGUCAAAGCAGAUAUUCAUUGCUAUCGGCAUGUUAAGAGCAUUCCAUCGAAUAUAACAAGUGUAUCUCGAGUCGGUUUCUCAAACUUACCUACCCCACCUUUGAUUAAUUGGUUUCACACAUUAUUUCUUCUACAAUAAAAUGUUAAGAUAUAAAGAAAGUAUUUAGCCUUG
Molecule: messenger RNA, 2593 nt
Organism: Gymnodraco acuticeps
Lineage: Eukaryota; Metazoa; Chordata; Actinopteri; Perciformes; Bathydraconidae
Gene: aurka
Product: aurora kinase A
Exons: 9
Coding region: 347-1630 (427 amino acids)
Biological process (GO): protein phosphorylation; mitotic spindle organization; regulation of cytokinesis
Cellular component (GO): chromosome passenger complex; spindle microtubule; spindle midzone
Molecular function (GO): ATP binding; protein kinase activity
Source: RefSeq, a predicted model, not a curated record